AUGCAGCCCGAGCAGAUCGUAGUCAAGAUACGAGUGCAGAGGAUUCGCACAUCUCUGAACCCGAUAAAAGUCGACAUUGUUGGCGACUUUGCGGGAAAGGCGCUCGUAGCCAUCCACGGCGAGUCGCUGCUGACUCAUUGUCUCCGAGAAGCCAACGUCGACUUCAACUAUGGCCUCCAGCUCCUGCAUGCUGUCCAUGCCGUCGAGGCGUUCCUGACCAAGCUGCGCGAUCGCGGAUGCAACUUCCACGUCCUCUGGUUUGAAACGGAACAUGAGAAUUUUGGCGCGCUCUCGGUGGAUAGGGAGGAUACAUGGUACAAAUACCGACUCGCGCGUUCCCUGCUCAUCGAGCACUUUGCUUGCCCGGGCAACCCGUCAAGUGCGACCGCGUUCAGUUUUUCGUUUCAUAGCCUGCAGAGCAGCGCCUUCUCCAAGUAUCUCGCCGAAAACACCGUUUACCUCUUUCUCGGCUACGACGACACCGAAUCCUGCGACUACAGUCUCAACCUUGGGACUUGGGAGUCGCAGGGCGAAAGUCGCGAUGAUCCCCCGCCCCGGUACUGGAUGAGACAACGGGUACAGUAUACGCCUUUGCGCAUGCUGUAUGCCAUAUCCUCAGCUGGAUAUUGUAUUGGGUUCCUCAACGACAUGGAGUUCAAGAGCUCAAAGGCCUACGGGAGAGUUAAGACGCCCAAGGGAAAUAUAUAUCCCCUCGUGGUGAAAGACUUACACCCGACUCAAGUGAAAGACUACAAAUCUCAGAUAAAGAAGAUGCAAGGGGAUAUGGAGAGGCUCAUCCAAACCGGCCUCGACAAGUCAAUGACGGCCCGGGAGAUUGUCUCCCUCCACGCGCUGUCGAGAAUGCUUGAGGGUGACCUCAGCAGAAAGAUGAUUGAUUCUCACCGGCGGGUCGCUGCUCUGCUUGUCCACCUGGUCAUCCUGGGACAUUGCGAUCUCUCUCAGCGGAGCUUGCAGCGCUGUUCCUCCACCUACCGGGUCUCCUCCGAGGUUGCGCUCGGCUUGCGGGGCGGAUUGCGGUCCGACCCAGACUAUUUUAUAUACCACUUUUUGCUUACCUGUCGAGAGUCGAUUGAAGGUUGGUUUGACGACAACCAGUUUUGUUCUCUGAGAUGGGAUAUAUUCGACCUAUUUGACGGGCGGCUCUACUUGGCAGUUUGGGACCAUCUUGGAGACAUCCGCUUGCCCCGGGAUCUUCGCAACCACCUUGACAGACUCGGAGACCUUCUGGAGAAAGAGAGCAAAUCCGACGUGUCCGGCUUCUUCCCUCCUGCCUUGGACGAAGGCUCGAUCGAGGAAAUGCGCCUCGACAACGAAAGAGAACCAUCUGCCUCGCCAGUCUCGUCCGUGCUCUCCUUCAGCCAACCCAUUGUGGACCAGUACUUGACCGAUGUCCAACUAGAUUCCGCUACUGUUCCCGAGCUUCAAACCAACCCCAAGGUCUUUCGGGAGCUGACGCACUGGCACACAUCUAAAUUGUCUCUUGAUCCCAAGCGCAUCCCGAAGCCCCGUGGGUUCAUGGCCAGGAAGAAGAAUCAAAUUUUCAUGGCCGACACCAUUGCAUACUCUGCCAGUCUCAGGGGGGCAUCUGGAAAAAACAUUGAGCCCGAGAUCAUCGUCACUCGCGGCCAAAACAGCACGAGGAAGGCCACGGCUCAGCCGUCGCAAGCCAGGCCCGACACAAAGGGCAAGAAACAGCAGGGAGAGAAGAGCGGCAAGGAAAAGGCGCAGGGAACUGCCAAAGCUUUGAAAGACCAAAAGAUGAUUGGGAAGAUGGCGGCCAUCACUUCGUCGUGGAAGGACCGAUGCCUCGAAUUCGAAAAUGGGCCGUCCCUGGUCAAGCGACACUUCAAGACCGAGAAGUAUCUGUCGGGUCUCUCGUCUGCUUACAGCGACGACAUUGGCGCCGAGGUGUCCCUUUACAUCUGCGAUCUGCUGAUGCGGAUUCAGAGCGUAUAUAAUAUUCCAAAGUCGAGGGCUCAUCACAUCACUGCCAUUAUUUGGCACCGGGCCACCAGCAUUGCAGCGUCCGGGGUGGUGCUCACCGAAGAGGCCUCCACCCUACUCGCUGGCCUAUUAGCCUCUCUCCAGAUCCCAUACAUGACGGCCCCCGAGCCCGCCCGGAAGCGCCAGUUGCCAUUCAAGGCCAUGGCUCUCGCAGGCAGCAUCACUCAGGCUGGGGCGACCCCCGUAGAGUUCCAGCUCGAGUUCUGCGGCCCGUACCUCGAGCGCAGCUUCGACUCGGCGGCGGACCCGCGCCGGGACGUGCUCGACGCCAUCGACGCGGACAAGAGCCUGUUCGUGGUAGCACCGACAUCAGCGGGCAAGACGUUCAUCUCGUUCUACGCCAUGAAGAAGGUGCUGCAGGCCGACGACGACGGCGUGCUGGUGUACGUGGCGCCGACCAAGGCGCUGGUCAACCAGAUCGCGGCCGAGAUCCAGGCGCGCUUCGCCAAGUCGUACCACGGUCCCGGGGGCCGCGCCGGCCGCUCCGUGUGGGCCAUCCACACGCGCGACUACCGCGUCAGCAGCCCGCUCGGCUGCCAGGUCCUCGUCACCGUGCCCAGCAUCCUGCAGAUUCUGCUGCUGGCGCUCGUCAACGCGCAGACCCCGACGUCCUUCUCGCGCCGCGUGCGCCGCAUCAUCUUUGACGAGGAGCAGCUGCUGCUGCUGGCGCCGUGUCCCAUCAUUGCCCUGUCGGCGACCGUGGCGAACCCGCUCGACUUCAAGGCCUGGCUCGAGAGCACACAGAAGGCCAAGGGGUUCGAGCUCGACAUGGUCAUCCACAACUCGCGGUACUCGGACCUGUGCAAGUUCUUGCACGCGCCGCCCGUCUCGGAGUGGAGGGAAUUCUGGCGGCUUGAACCUGUUGAGCGCCUUGACGUCCCCGGCCUCGAUGCCGAGGGUGGAGAUGCGUCGCCGUUUUUGUUCGUGCACCCUGUGGGGAGCAUUGUCGACAGACACCGAAACACGCUCAAUGAUGCAACACUGGAACCGAGAGACUGCCAGACGCUGUGGCGGGCCCUGAUGGCGAACCAAACCGACCGCUACCCGGUCGACCCGUCCCUCGCACCCGACCAGUCCGUGCCGAACCCGGUCAGCAAGUCCGACGUGGUGCGCUGGGAGGCGGCGCUCAAGGACCAGCUGGCGGCCUGGAUGGUCGACAGCAGCUCGCCCUUUGAAGCCGUGCGGACGCAGCUGCGCGGCCAGCCGUAUGCGAGCUACUCCGCGGCUGUGCAAAAGGAGGAGCACAUGGCAAAACUUGGCGGCACUGUAUCGAGAGCCGGGAGAGUAUAUGUGCACAGCCGUUCGGUCUUCUCGCUCGUGGUCGACCUGCGCGCGCGCGGGGCUCUGCCGACCAUCCUGUUCAACUACGACCGCACGGGCUGCGAGACCAUUCUCCAGGAACUUCUCGGCGUGCUGCAGGUGGCUGAGAGCACGUACCGAGAGAAGAGCCCGGCCUGGGCGGCCAAGAUGGCAGCCUUUGAGGAGUGGGAGAGAGGGCGCGAGGCGGCAGCACACGCCAGGGCCAAGGGCAAGAAGACGCGCUCGUCGCAUGCCGACGGCUUGGACGAUGGAGACAGCAUGGCAGACCUGCGCCGCGACGACGCAAAGAGCCGCGACUUUGCCGACACGAGUAAGAUAUCGAAGGCUGAGCUCGAGGAGAAGCUCAAGUCUCUGGAGGGCCUUGGACAGCAGCCGUACCUCAUCGAGUCCCUGCGCCGCGGUCUGGGCAUCUACCACAUGCUGUUCCGCAAGGGCUACCUCACCGUCGUCAUCGCCACUGGGACGCUGGCCAUGGGCCUUAACAUGCCGUGCAAGACGGUCGUCUUCAUGGGCGACUCGGUCUACCUGACGGCACUGAACUACCGCCAGGCGUCUGGGCGGUCUGGGCGCCGGGGCUUCGACCUGCUCGGCAACGUCGUGUUCCACAACAUCCCGCCGCACUGGGCGCUCGAGAUCAUGUCGGCCAAGCUGCCGGACCUGCGCGGCCAGUUCCCAAUCUCGGUCACACUCGUGCUGCGCCUGUUCAUCCUACUGCACGGCACCGACAACUCGGCCUUCGCCGCCGACGCGCUCAGGUCGCUGCUGACCCAAAGCCGCCUGUACCUCGGCGGCCCCGAGUCGCAGAUGUCCGUCGUGCACCACCUGCGCUUCAGCAUCGACUACCUGCGCCGCCAGUACCUGCUCUCGGCCACCGGCACGCCGCUCGACUUCUCGGGCCUCGUCGGCCACCUGUACUACACGGAGAACGCCGUCUUCGCCUUCCACGCGCUGCUCAAGGAAGGGUACUUCCACGCCCUGUGCGCCAAAAUCGCGCGCCCAACGGAGCAGCAGGCCAUCCUCGUCGAGCUGAUCACGACGCUGAGCCACCUGUUCUGCCGAAUCCCGUGCACGCGCUACAAGGACGCCGACUGGUUCGACACGGUCGUGCGCCGCUCGCCAUCGACCGUCAUCCUGCCGGACCUACCGGCCGCCGCGGCUACCAUCCUGUGCCGCCACAACGCCGACACCCUGCACAUCUUCCGCGGCUACGUGGCCUCGUACGCCGCCCAGCACCUCGCGGACGCACCCGACAAUAUGCUGCCGCUGACCAAGCACGCCGUGGCGCCAACAACACCGGAAGCUGCCAUGGCCGAGCUGCUCCCUCGCCACUCCCUCCCCGCGCCGGUGGCGCGCUCGCCGUUCGCCGCGCUGUCGGGCUUCGGCGACGAAUUCGCCAGCAUCCGUGAGCUGUGCGCUACGGUGCGCGCAGGGGUAUUCCUUGAGGAGGCCGCCGUGCCGUGCAUCCCCAUUGCGCCUGCCGAGACGGCCGCCGUGCCCUGGAACGCGUACCUGCUAGACUUCUUCAAGCACGGCGACGUCGGCGCGCUGGUCGCUGACAACGGGAUUAGGCGUGGGGACGUGUGGUUCUUUCUCAAGGAUUUUGAGCUGGUGCUUGCCACGGUUGUCGCGAGUUUGGAGAAUUUCCUGCGGCCAAGUGGUGGUGGUGUCGAGGGUGAGGAUGGUGCGUUUGGUUUUCCCGGUCAUGGGGGGGAUGAUGAUGAGGAUGAGGAUGACGACGAGCAGAGAGACUCGUAUCUUCCUAGGAGCAACAGUCGGGGUGGCCAUCCCGCCGUUGUUGCUGGUAAGGGUACUGGACAGGGCGCGAAUAGCACCAAGAGAAAGCCCGUGCUCGAGUCGUGGGAGGAAGACGAUAGCGAGGAGGAGGAGGAGGAGGAGGAGGAGGAGGAGGAGGAGGAGGAGGAGGUGGAGGAGGAGGAGAAGGCACCACCUGGCCAGCACGCUAGCAGCAGUUCGGGCGAUGCUGCGCUGAGCUAG
Molecule: messenger RNA, 5340 nt
Organism: Lasiosphaeria miniovina
Lineage: Eukaryota; Fungi; Ascomycota; Sordariomycetes; Sordariales; Lasiosphaeriaceae
Exons: 10
Coding region: 1-5340 (1779 amino acids)
Cellular component (GO): cytoplasm
Molecular function (GO): ATP binding; nucleic acid binding
Source: RefSeq, a predicted model, not a curated record